Molecule: messenger RNA, 1127 nt
Organism: Zophobas morio
Lineage: Eukaryota; Metazoa; Arthropoda; Insecta; Coleoptera; Tenebrionidae
Gene: opm
Product: opossum
Exons: 1
Coding region: 139-831 (230 amino acids)
Biological process (GO): intracellular protein transport; Golgi organization; endoplasmic reticulum to Golgi vesicle-mediated transport
Cellular component (GO): COPII-coated ER to Golgi transport vesicle; endoplasmic reticulum; Golgi apparatus
Source: RefSeq, a predicted model, not a curated record
CUGCGUGUCAUCAGCCAACACGUCAAUUUUGACAUUUACUGCGCCAUGAAAUUUUUUUAAUGAUUUUUAUUAUACACACACCGGUUAAGUUGCCAUUAAUAUUUUAGCAGUUAAACAAACAUAAAACGUGGCGUCAACAUGACACGAGUUUACUUAUUUUUGCUGAUUUUUUUAUUAAUUAAAUCCAUCGUGUGUUUGGAAAGAGAAAUGACCGUCAACGUAGACCCCAGAAAAGAAGACUGCUUUUUUCAGGCGGCCAAAGUGAGCGACGUAAUAGACUUUGAGUAUCAAGUGAUCGACGGAGGGCACGGUGACUUGGACAUCACUUUCCACUUGGUCGAUCCCUCUGGCAGGAUCCUCGUAGCCGAUUAUAAAAAAAGCGAGAACAAUCAUCGGAUUGAUGCGGCGCUGGCAGGAGACUACAAGUUCUGUUUCGACAACACGUUCAGUUCGUACAACGCCAAGACCGUGUUUUUUGAGUUAAUUGUCGAAGGAGAUGAUAAUUCUGAGUGGGGGAGUGAUGAAAAUAUUGAUUUGGAGGGGCUUCGACCGGAAGAUGUGUAUGAAAUGAAGGUGCAAGAUAUUCAACAGGUUAUAACUAAUGUGAGGAAUCACCUAUCGAAAGUGCGGCACAUGCAAGAGUUAUUCAAGUCGCUUGAAGCAAGAGACAGGAAUGUCGUUGAGGAGAAUUUUUUCAAAGUCAAUACGUUUUCCAUGGUGCAGAUUUGCACCAUGCUUGUUGUUGGGUUUAUCCAAGUGAUAAUGGUCAGAAGUUUGUUUGAUGACAAUUCAAAAGUACAUAAAAUAUGGAAGAAUUUAAAUAAAAGAUAGUGAUUUUGUUUGUGUUCAUUAAACUCUAUGGGACUGAUAAUUUUCAAUGUGUGUGUGUACAAAAAAUGUUAAAUGAUUAAAUUCCAUAUUUAUUAUUAUUACUAAAAAAAUUGAGUUAAACAUGACCAAAGUUGAUUUAGCAGUGCCAUGAUAUUUUCCUAGUCAUAAGGUUUUGGAUGGAAUUUAAUCAAACAGCAAUAACGUAUUACAUUAUUUACUUAAAUUGAAAGUCUUGAUAUACUGUACUAUACUGACUUCCAGGAUUGAUUAAUAAAUUACAUUUUCUAUGCCUGUUA